Messenger RNA from Eimeria necatrix, 1665 nucleotides. RefSeq lists its product as hypothetical. Bases 1 to 1665 code for a protein of 554 amino acids. Lineage: Eukaryota; Apicomplexa; Conoidasida; Eucoccidiorida; Eimeriidae. The transcript has a single exon. The record is from RefSeq and is a predicted model, not a curated record.
AUGGCAUCGCCUCAGGCCGCACACUUCAACACGGUGGAGCUGGGGACAGUCUCAUUAGCCCAACGGGAACGUGCAGAGGUGCCUUUUCAAGAUGCGAGGCCAGCACGUAAGAGACGGCAAGCACUUCACCGAGGAUUACGCAUAUCUAUUGCGACACUUGUUGGACUUGCUGCAGUAUUGCUCAUCCUCACAUGUGUUCACCGCAUCGGCUUGCGUCGAGUUGCUGGCCGACAUGCCUGGCGGAGGCUUGCGAACUCUUCUCCGGGAGACAACCCCUCAGGAGAUGGCGAGCAGCAAAAUAAUGACGAAUGCGAACCAAUGCAAGAAGGAGAACCUAAGGAAGCCCCAAGUACGGAAGAGACUGGACAAGAAGCAGGCAGCGGGCCUCUGUUGGGGGAAGAAUCACCCCAUGAAGAGGCUCCGUUAGGAACUGAGGGAGCUCAGCAGGAGGAACUCCCAGCAAGUGAGCCCAUGGAUUCAUCUUUGCCUGAGCCAGGGGCUGGCGCUGCAGCUCCUGCGCCAUCGACUUCCUCGGAAGUCCAGGCCCCACCAUCUCCUCCACGAAAACGGAAAGCAAAAACAAAGCAUUUAGAGACGAGCAGCUUUAGACCUGGAAGCCCUUCGAGUUCAAUGCCAGAAAGUGUUGCAGGGUGCUUACUUGGAGCUGAGUACUUUGACAGCCUUGCGCAUGAUAUGUCAAAUGGGAAUCAGGCACAUGCGAAAAUUGGCAAGCUUGAAGCAAUACAGCAGGCUGCAGAUAACGCUCUGAGCUGCGCUGAAAAUGCAGAAGGAACAGUUAGUCAAGAGAUUAUGAACUCACACAUCGUGUUCCUGGGCCUACUUUCUAACAUGUUUGAGGAUGAAAUGACGAGGACGAGAAUUUUACUGACUGAGACCGAUUUAGGCCUGGACAGCAGUACGCUUCAAAGUGUUAUGGACAAUUUAAACCAGGCCGAGGAUGAAAUGCGUGCUAUAAAUGACUUUAUUACAAGCCGUUCUCCAGCUACUGAAGGCCUAUCUCCAGCAGGACAGGACAACGCAGCUAUGAGCGCCAUUGCCUUUCAUGCAGCCUCUCUGGAGUUGGGGCUAAACAGCCUGGAAGCUCUCACAGACGCGUAUGAGGAAAGCAGGACAGAAGAAUCACGGGAAAGGCUUGACGAAUUUAUAGGCAUCGUAGGCUCCUUUGGAGGGGGAUUGCGCGUUUUGCUGGAGUGGAUGGGAAACGCUGGUCUGGAGGGUCCCCGGCAAGUGUUACUCACUUACGAGAGGAUGUUAGAAAACUCCCUCACUGUUGCUAGAGAGAGGCUUAACACUACAUAUACGAGCCCGAAUGUGUCGCCUAUUGUUUCACCAGUGAGGCCUAUGUCGCCCGUGAUUCCAUUUGAAACCCUGUCAGGCUUCACUGUCAUUUCGCCGGCUGGACUUCUACAGCAAGCAAGUGUGGGAUUAAGAAGCAUGAUGCGUCAACACAGGAGUUCCCCGACCGCUGCGUCACAUGCUCAAAUAACGUCGCAGAUAAAUCUUUCUCAAGUCCUAAUUAGCGACGCCCAGCAACAAGUUUCUGAAGGGCAUAUUCCAGAUCACGUAGUGCCCGAAGUCAUCGGAUGUAUCUGUGAACUCACUGAUACUAUUAAGGAAGCUCAAGAAAUGUUGGAUAGAUCUUAA